This is a messenger RNA of Oncorhynchus gorbuscha (pink salmon), 1763 nucleotides long. RefSeq names its product nectin-3-like. Gene Ontology annotation, biological process: homophilic cell-cell adhesion; heterophilic cell-cell adhesion. The transcript has 8 exons. Lineage: Eukaryota; Metazoa; Chordata; Actinopteri; Salmoniformes; Salmonidae. Gene Ontology annotation, cellular component: adherens junction. The record is from RefSeq and is a predicted model, not a curated record. The coding region runs from base 287 to 1204 and encodes 305 amino acids.
UUUUUUGUAAUGAGGCUUAUGUGUAUUUUUCAUAACCAGUAUAAGGUUAAACGGCUUUCAAAGAGGAAGCACACAGCCUAUGAAAAGCCAGGAGUCUGCGAGUGGGGUGGAGCCUAGACUGUCUCAUCCAUGAUCCACCCCAUUGUGCUAUAGCUGCUGUGGCUUACUGAAUUAGUGUUUUCCAACAGUAGGAGGACAUUUUUCUGUCAGCACAAACGUCAAAAACAAAUGUCUGCUAUUUCAGCAGAGGAACUUCUAUUCAUCAAAGCAAUUAGAAGAGCAAAGCAUGUUACUGAAGCUGAGCUGUGUGAUUCUGCUCAUCAUCCAGAGGGAUACAGAAAGUACACGGGUCAUUGGUGAAUGCAGGACUGUGGUACAGGGGGAGGAUGUGGACUUAUACUGCAGACUGAUAGAGACAACUGAGGACCUUAAACACAUAACAUGGCAGAAAAGUACUUUGGAAGAAACACAGAAACUUAAUUUGCUGCUGAUCUAUGGCAAUGGGGUAAUUUUUCCUCCAGUGGUGAGUGUGACAGUCGAUGUCCCUCCUGUUGUUGGGGAGAAAGAGGUUAUCCUGGUAACCUGUGUGGCUGCUGGUGCCAAGCCACAGGCAGAUGUGAAGUGGAAGACAGGGACAUUGGGCAGUUUGUUGAAGACAGUGACUAACUCCACACAGCACGCCAACGGAACCACCACAGUACUCAGCCACCUGCUCGGGGUGCCAACCAGAGCAGCCAAUCAGCAGCAGGUCCAGUGUGUGGUCAACCAGUCUGCCCUGGCAACAGAAAAUAGCUUCAACUACACCAUAGACAUCCACUAUCCACCUCAGACAGUGAACAUUAAUCUUAGUGAGACCUCUCAACCCUCAGCCCUAUGUGUAGCAGACGGUAACCCACAACCCAACUACACCUGGAGCAGAGAGGGCCAGCCAUGGCCUGGCUCUUCAGUGAGAGCAGAGGGAGGCACACUAAUUCUCCUCAGUCUCAGCUCUGAGCUGAAUGGUCUCUAUGUCUGUGAGGCCUCCAACCCCUAUGGACGAGCAACUGGCUCCCUCUAUGUAAACACUUCCUCUGAGACCUCCACUGCCACGUUCUGCUCUAUAUACAAAGAGUUCACCACUUGCAGGCAUCAUCACAGGAGAGCAAUGCCCAGUCUGAUGGUAACACUGCCAGAAGAGAACAACACCAGUGGAGUCAGUACUUAGAAAGACUCAACUCAGGCUCUUGACAGUACUAAUCACACAACGUAAUCCAAAGCAGUUACAAGAGCCAAGUAUUGUGAAAGAAAGAAAAUACCACAUUUGAUCCUUCACAAGAUUAAACGUUAUAUUUUCUUAUUAAACGUGUUACAACAGAACCACAACAUUUACGGUUCAUUGUAUUUACCUUCACAGUACAUCUGUGGUUAAUAACAUAGGCCAGUGUUCAAUUGUAUAGUGGGUUUUGGGAAAGCGCUUAAAGAUGUGAGUUUGAUUUGCACAGAAUGUCGUGGAUAGAGAGAAAUGAUAUGUCCUUGAUUUAGAAAUAUGUUUGUGGUUGUGUUCAUUGGAUGACUUCCCAGCCAGGUUUGUUAUUAGAACUGAACGAGUUACUCUGUGGGAUUACCAGUAUUAUAAUAAUGAUGUUACCUGGCAAUGACUAACCUUCAUGUGAAUUCACUUACCUCAUAUAGACCUUCAUUUAUGGAUAUAAAUGAUGAGUAUGGGUGUAAAACUACUCCCUCCUCUGGCCAUGGAAUCACACUCAAACUGACAAGAAUAAAAC